Pleuronectes platessa (European plaice) is the source of this 1359-nucleotide messenger RNA. RefSeq names its product potassium channel, subfamily K, member 12 like (gene kcnk12l). Bases 1 to 1359 code for a protein of 452 amino acids. Gene Ontology annotation, biological process: stabilization of membrane potential; potassium ion transmembrane transport. Gene Ontology annotation, molecular function: potassium ion leak channel activity. NCBI's taxonomy places the organism in Eukaryota, Metazoa, Chordata, Actinopteri, Pleuronectiformes, Pleuronectidae. Gene Ontology annotation, cellular component: membrane. The transcript is spliced from 2 exons. The record is from RefSeq and is a predicted model, not a curated record.
AUGGCUCAGAGGAGGGCUGCUGCUGCUGCUGCUGGCGGCUGCUGCUGCCCGAGGGCGCCCAUGAAUGAAGACAACGCCCGUUUCUGCCUGCUGGCCGGGCUCAUCCUGCUCUACUUGCUGUGCGGAGCGGCCAUCUUCUCAACCCUGGAGCAUCCCUUUGAGCUGCGUGCCCGCCGCCUCUGGAAGCAGCAGCUGGACAACUUCACCCAGAGGUACAGGGUCAACCUGGGCGCCCUCCACACUCUGCUGCGGCAGUAUGAGGAGGCGAACGGAGCUGGGAUCAGAGUGGACACGUUGAGGCCCCGCUGGGACUUUUCUGGAGCGUUCUACUUUGUAGGCACCGUUGUCUCCACUAUUGGCUUUGGCAUGACCACACCAGCGACAAUAUCUGGAAAAAUAUUCUUGAUCUUCUACGGUCUCAUUGGCUGUGCUGCAACCAUCCUCUUUUUCAACCUCUUUCUGGAGAGGAUCAUCACGAUGUUAGCUUACAUCAUGCGCUGGUGUCACGAGCGCCGACUGAGGUGUGGGGGUGUCGGGGAGAUGUCGAGCAGGGAGGAGAUGUCAGGUGAGGAGGACAGCCUGGAGGGCUGGAAACCAUCAGUCUACUAUGUUAUGCUAAUCCUGGGAAUAGCAUCAAUUGUGAUUGCAUGCAGUGCUUCCACCUUGUACUGUUCCAUGGAGAACUGGAGCUACGUGGACUCCCUUUACUUCUGCUUCGUAGCCUUCAGCACCAUCGGCUUCGGGGACAUGGUGAGCAGCCAGAGACAGCAGUAUGAGUCUCAGGAAGCCUACCGCCUGGGGAAUUGCCUUUUCAUCCUAAUGGGAGUAUGUUGUAUCUACUCACUUUUCAAUGUCAUUUCUAUUGUCAUCAAGCAAACUCUCAAUUGGAUUCUGGGUAAACUGGUAUGCUGUGGGCAGCAUCAGUCUUGUUCUUGCUUUGCACCUGGAUGCUGGGGCCUCUGCUGCCCCUGCCUCCAAACAAAAAAUCGAAACCAGAGGUCCCUGGCAGCACACAAACCCAGGCGUAAACACUUGAAACGUAACACUGUGCAGCCCAUCUCAUCCCACUGUCCUGCAGGAAGACACCGAUACAGGGAUGGCUCGGAGGAGACGGUGUUUGAAAGUGAGACGGAUGCAGGCCCGGUGGCUGUCGGGCGUCGUCUGUCGGGAGAGAUGAUCUCAGUCAAUGAGUUCAUGGUGUCUAAUAAGGUGUCUCUGGCUCUGCUGCAGAAGCAGCUGAGUGAAACGGCUCACCAGGGCCCGCGGCAGAGCUCCAGCCAUCAGAAUGGAUUCUCGGGGGGUGUGGGGGCCUUGGCCAUCAUGAAUAAUCGCCUCCAAGAAACCAGUGUGGAUAGGUAG